AUGUUCACCAAGCAGACUCUUCUCGCUUUCAUCGGGGCUCUGGCCCUCGGCGCGGCCAAGACUAUCACUGAGCAGAACCCAACUCAGGCGGAGAUUGAUGCCGCUCGUGCGACAGCCUUGCCUUACUCGCCUGUAUCCAACGUGAAGGGUUUGGCCUUUGACCGUUUCGUGGACAUCUGGCUUGAGAAUACCGACUAUGAUACUGCCGCUCUGGAUGAGAACCUGGCCAACAUUGCCAAGGAGGGUAUCCUAUUGACCAACUACUUUGCCGUCACCCACCCCUCGGAGCCAAACUAUUGCGCCGCCGCCGGUGGUGACAACUUUGGCAUGGACAAUGACAACUUUAACCAGAUCCCCGCCAAUGUCUCAACCAUUGCCGAUCUGUUCGACACCAAGCACAUUGCCUGGGGUGAAUACCAGGAAGACUUACCCUAUGCCGGCUACCAGGGCUUCCGGUACCCACUCAGCGGUCCUAACCAGUACGUGCGGAAGCACAACCCACUGGUCCUGUUCGACUCCGUCACCAACGACGCCGUGCGUCCCCGCCAGAUCAAGAACUUCACCACCUUCUACGAAGACCUUGAGCACCACCGUCUUCCCCAGCACAUGUUCAUUACCCCGAACAUGACCAACGAUGCCCACGACACCAACGUCACCUUUGCCGGUGAAUGGGCCAAUCGUUUCCUUUCUCCCCUGCUCAAGAACGAUUACUUCACCAAGGACAACCUGGUCCUCCUCACCUUCGACGAGGUGGGCAACUACUCCGUCCCUAACCGCGUCUACAGUGUCCUCCUUGGUGGUGCCGUCCCCGAGCACCUUCGGGGCACUACCGAUGACACCUUCUACACCCACUACUCCAUCAUCGCCUCCCUGUCUGCUAACUGGGGUCUCCCUUCGCUCGGUCGCUGGGAUUGCGGUGCCAACCUGCUCAAGCUGGUUGCCGAGAAGACCGGAUACGUCAAUUGGGAGGUUGACACCACCAAUGCCUACCUCAACGAGACCUACCCUGGCCCUCUGUCUGUCAACGACUACUCCCCCAAGUGGGCUAUCCCUACUGUCAAGGGCAAGUGCUCUGCUGGCCACGGCAUUGCCGACGUCGUUAAGAAGACUUACCACGGUCUUGAGCCUACUUUCAACUACACCAGCCCUGUGCCAUAUGACUCGGCCACAGGUCUGAACCUUGGUAUCAAAUACCACCGUACUCUGAAGCAAGGCAAGACGGAGUCCGGUAUCACCGCGUAA
This is a messenger RNA of Penicillium arizonense, 1242 nucleotides long. RefSeq names its product putative acid phosphatase. Bases 1 to 1242 code for a protein of 413 amino acids. Lineage: Eukaryota; Fungi; Ascomycota; Eurotiomycetes; Eurotiales; Aspergillaceae. Gene Ontology annotation, molecular function: hydrolase activity, acting on ester bonds. Gene Ontology annotation, biological process: phospholipid catabolic process. The transcript has 3 exons. The record is from RefSeq and is a predicted model, not a curated record.